Toxoplasma gondii ME49 is the source of this 1610-nucleotide messenger RNA. Its product is annotated as nucleic acid binding protein, putative. The record is from RefSeq and is a predicted model, not a curated record. The transcript has 5 exons. NCBI's taxonomy places the organism in Eukaryota, Apicomplexa, Conoidasida, Eucoccidiorida, Sarcocystidae. The coding region runs from base 299 to 940 and encodes 213 amino acids.
AACGACGUUUCCUUGCCCGAGGCAAAUGACUGCAUGCGGACCAGCUGGCCACAGUCAAAUGGUUAGCUACCACCAGGCACCAGUUAUUCAAAAUUGUUGCUCUGCUCGUUUUCCAAAGUGGAUUUGAAGAGCAUGUUGUGUCACUGUAUAACUAUUUGACCGUGCCGAACAUUCUCGUGUGGCUGCCCUCGGCACUUUUCAAGUUUCGAUUCCAGCUUUUGUCACGGUUCAUCCCCCCGACUUCUGUGCGGGCUUCAGGAAAUCUGUCAGCUUCUGUUUCUUGGAACAGUUUUUUGCCAUGCCUGCCUCAGCAGGAAGGGUUCCUAUGCCUGAGGGCAAUCGCGUAUCAGUGUCGUCAAGUCUACGCACACAUGCGAUAUGGAGAGAUUCAGUAAAGUACGACCCUUAUGCUCCCGCUUCGGAAAGAGGAGAGAGCAAAUCGAAACUCAUCCACCUCGACGAGUUGCAGUUAAAAGCGCGUGAGCUCUUCAUGCUAGCCCGAUUGUCUGGCAGCAUUGCUCCGCGGGUCCCUGGUGCUUGUCGCAUUUGUCAUGAAGUUGGUCACCUGCCUCACCAAUGCCGCAACAUGAUAACUAUCUCGGACCGCAGCGAGGAGGCCGUAGCAACACAAGAAGCUGCCGUCAAGGUGUUGGUCGAAAACGACGAGAAGAAGCUUUGUGAAUCACUCGGCAUUGCUUACGAGGCGGCAAGCGAUGACGGUGCACACGCCACUGGUUCACUAAGCGAGACACCGUCCAGAGAAGGGCAUUCUGGUCCCUCUUCUUCCUCAUUAUUUUGGUACAAUCCUCUUGCGUACUGUGAUUCACACCACUCUCCAGACUCAAAAAAAGGACAGAAGAAGCGACGAAGGGACGAUCGUCACGUCAAGAGAAAAGACCUGAAGAAGCGCAAGCACCACCACAAAGACAAGAAAAAGUGAAAAUUUCCGAGGGUCAAGCGUAAUAUUCACAAGAUCAUAAAUCUGGAGAGACCAGGAGGCGAUCAGCACGUUUCACUGCUUUUGUGCUGCCAACUGGUAACGUGCAGCAGACUGAAAAUGCUCUUCAUUGAAGACUCCACGUAGAACUCAUUUGCCCCCAACAACCUAAGCGACGGGGGAAGUGGGAAUCCAUUCGUCUACAGGUGCAGUCAUGUAACAUUAUCUUUCGACCAUAAGGCUAUCUCAGUGACCAUUGUUUUCCUUUUCGGUCCAACACUUCUCAUUCCGCAGCCGGUGGCUUUCCAGUUUUGCUUGACCUUGUCCUGAAGUCUCAAAAUCACGGUUCAGCAAACAUGCGGAAGAUGCCUACGGGAACCCACUUGAUUUGUUCUCAGGGAGAACUGGCUACGUGAACGGAGCGAAGGGUUUCCCUUGCGCUUUUUUCCAACGAAACUGCCUCGGUUGAAGGGUUGUCAGCUUUCUGUUUGGCGGCCUUGCCACCGGAAAGCUUUCUGGAUUUUCCUUCUUGUCCCUCUUGCGAGACCGGUGGACCUGAACUAGCGUUAGGAUGACUUGUCUGUGUUUAUCAGCAGGCUUUGGUAUUUUGGUCGUGAGGCGGACCUGACAUUGUCAAAUGCUUGCUCAAUGAGACGGCUUCUGCGAUAGCCUC